GUCCGCUCUAAAACGGAGGGAACAAAAUAAAAUAAAAUAAAAACCGCCAUGGCACCGAGAACUUGAAUCCCAUUUAAAACAAGAAGAUUUUCAUUUUUCUCCCUCCAAAUUAUAAUGCAUUCAAGGCUUGGGUUUAUCUUAGCAUCAUGCUCCAAAAGAAGAAUUAGGCUUAAUACUUCUUCAUCAACACCAUCAUUUCCACUCUUCUCUACUCUCUCAUUAUCCUUGCCGUUAGUAUUACCGCCGGCGGCUGCUGGGGAGCGGUUAAUUAGAAGAGUUUUAAGUAUUUCUCUGUCCAAUUUAUUGUGCAAUUCGGCCACUCUUGCCAGUGGGUCCCUAGGCCGGAGCUAUUCUAGUUACGCCGUUGAACAGUUCUCUGAUGACGAGUACGAAUGCGAUUACGACAACCAGCCGGCAUCUUCGUCAGUGGCCAACAUUGAUGAAUGGAAGUGGAAACUUAGUAUGCUGUUGAGGAAUGAAAAGGAUCAAGAAAUUGUGUCCAGAGAUAAAAGGGACAGGAGAGACUUUGAGCAAAUAUCGAAUUUGGCUAAACGCAUGGGACUUUACUGCGAAAUAUAUGGCAAAGUUGUAGUUGCAAGCAAGGUGCCUCUCCCUAACUACAGGCCAGAUCUUGAUGAUAAGCGACCUCAGAGGGAGGUCGUUAUCCCAUUGAGUUUACAGAGGAGAGUUGAGGGUCUGCUUCAGGAACAUUUGGACCGAUUGCAGCUAAGUUGUGUUAAAAGCGAUGAAGCUUCAGGCGAAAGCAAAUCCAUGGAUCAGGUUGAAGAUGUGAAUAAUGAAGAAAAUCCUGACUCCCUCCUUGAUGGAUCUGUCAUGGAGAAGGUUCUCCAGAGACGGAGCUUGCGGAUGCGUAACAUGCAGAGGGCUUGGCAGGAAUCACAUGAAGGAAGAAAGAUGCUGGAUUUUCGGAAAUCUCUCCCUGCAUUCAGGGAGAAGGAAAGGCUGCUUCAAUCUAUUGCAAAUAAUCAGGUGGUUGUGAUAUCUGGGGAGACUGGGUGUGGUAAGACCACCCAACUUCCUCAGUACAUAUUAGAGUCAGAAAUAGAAUCUGGUCGUGGAGCAUUUUGUAGCAUAAUUUGCACACAGCCACGUAGAAUAUCUGCUAUGGCUGUUGCAGAAAGAGUAUCUACAGAAAGAGGAGAGCCUCUUGGUGAAUCAGUUGGUUUUAAAGUGAGGCUAGAGGGAAUGAAGGGAAAAAACACACAACUUCUCUUUUGCACAAGUGGCAUUUUACUCCGUCGGCUAUUGAGUGACCACAACCUGAAUGGUAUUACUCAUGUCUUCGUGGAUGAAAUUCAUGAGCGUGGCAUGAAUGAAGACUUCCUGUUGAUUGUAUUGAAGGAUCUUCUUGUGCAACGUCGAGAUUUAAGGUUGAUUUUGAUGAGUGCUACUCUAAAUGCUGAUCUGUUCUCCAGUUAUUUUGGAGGAGCACCUAUAAUUCACAUUCCGGGAUUCACGUAUCCCGUGAGAACUCACUUUCUGGAAGAUGUACUGGAAAUGACUGGAUAUAAGCUGACUUCAUUCAACCAAAUUGAUGAUUAUGGCCAAGAGAAGGUAUGGAAAACACAAAAGCAGCUAGCUCCACGAAAGAAGAAGAAUCAGAUAACAUCUCUUGUUGAGGAUGCUCUGAAUAACUCAAACUUUGAGAAUUAUAGUGCCAGAGCACGUGAUUCACUCUCAUGUUGGACACCUGAUUGUACUGGGUUCAAUCUUAUAGAGGCUGUUUUAUGCCAUAUAUGUCGGAAGGAACGACCUGGUGCUGUGCUGGUAUUUAUGACUGGUUGGGAGGAUAUUAGUUGCUUGAGGGAUCAAAUUAAAGCUCAUCCACUGUUAGGUGACCCUAACAGGGUGCUUCUACUUACAUGUCAUGGUUCAAUGGCAACCGCUGAACAGAAACUCAUAUUUGAGAAGCCACCUCCAAAUGUUCGUAAAAUUGUACUUGCUACUAAUAUGGCUGAGGCUAGUAUUACAAUCAAUGACAUAGUUUUUGUGGUUGAUUGCGGAAAAGCAAAGGAGACUACCUAUGACGCACUGAAUAACACUCCUUGUUUACUGCCUUCGUGGAUAUCCCAGGCUUCUGCUCGGCAAAGAAGGGGUAGAGCUGGUCGUGUGCAGCCGGGUGAGUGCUACCAUCUGUACCCACGGUGUGUUUUUGAAGCUUUUGCUGAAUACCAACUUCCUGAAUUGUUGAGAACUCCUUUAAAUUCUCUCUGCUUACAAAUCAAAAGUUUGCAAGUUCGAAGUAUAGGAGAAUUUCUUUCAUCUGCCCUUCAGCCUCCUGAACCUUUGGCGGUGCAAAAUGCUGUUGGGUUUUUAAAGAUGAUUGGUGCAUUAGAUGAAAGUGAAAAUCUUACAAAUCUUGGGGAGUUUUUAUCGGUGCUUCCUGUGGAUCCAAAGCUUGGGAAGAUGCUGAUUAUGGGUGCUGUUUUUCGUUGCUUUGAUCCAGUUUUGACAAUUGUGGCUGGCCUUAGUGUCAGGGAUCCUUUCCUUUUGCCUCAAGACAAAAAGGAUUUGGCAGGGACAGCUAAGUCAAGAUUCUCCGUUAAAGACUAUAGCGACCAUAUGGCUCUUGUCCGUGCAUAUGAAGGAUGGAAGGAUGCAGAGAGAGAAGGAUCUGCAUAUGAGUACUGUUGGAGGAACUUCCUCUCUGUCCAGACUCUUCAAGCCAUCCAUUCUCUUCGGAAGCAGUUCAGCUUUAUUUUGAAAGACGCUGGAUUGUUGGAUGCGGAUGCAGCAACAAACAAUAAAUUAAGUCAUAAUCAAUCAUUGGUCCGGGCAGUUAUAUGCUCUGGCUUGUUUCCUGGAGUUGCAUCUGUAGUGCACAGGGAGACGUCAAUGUCUUUCAAGACAAUGGAUGAUGGUCAGGUCUUACUAUAUGCGAAUUCUGUGAAUGCCCGCUAUCAAACAAUACCGUAUCCAUGGUUGGUUUUUGGUGAAAAAGUGAAGGUGAAUACUGUUUUCUUACGUGAUUCCACUGGAGUAUCUGAUUCAAUCUUGAUCCUUUUUGGUGGUGCCCUCAACUGUGGAACUCUGGCUGGACAAUUGAAGAUGUUAGAAGGAUAUAUUGAGUUUUUUAUGGAUCCUAGCUUGGCUGAGUGCUACCUGAAGCUGAAGGAGGAGAUGGAAAACCUUCUGCGGAAGAAGUUUCAAGAUCCUAGUCUUGAUAUCCAUAAAGAGGGGAAAUACCUCAUGCUUGCUGUACAAGAAUUGGUGUCGGGAGAUCAGUCUGAGGGGAGAUUUGUUUUUGGUCGUGAAAGCAAGCGGGUGAAAGAGUCCACUGACAAUGACAGAUUUACAAGAGAUGGGAUGAACCCCAAGAGCCUGCUACAAACUCUGUUGAUGAGGGCUGGUCACUCUCCUCCUAAAUAUAAAAUCAAGCACCUCAAGACAAAUGAAUUUAGGGCAUUGGUAGAGUUCAAGGGAAUGCAGUUUGUGGGUAAACCAAAGAGAAGCAAAGCACUUGCAGAGAGGGAUGCCGCUGUUGAGGCAUUGGCUUGGUUGACACACACCGACAAAAAGCAUGAUGAAGAUGACAAGUCUCAGCCUGACGUCACUGACAACAUGCUAAAACUUCUUGGCAAAAGGAGGAGGUCCAAAAGACGUUGAAUUUGGUGUGGUUUUGAUGUCUUUUAACUGCUAUGCUGCUGUAGAGUGAUAACUGCAUAGCCUCAGCAUGCUGAGGAUAGCACAACAAAACCUGUUGAAAUUUUGUCAAAAGUGCGAGUGGCCAUUGGAAGAAUGAACAUUCAAAUCCCUUUGGCUGCUGCUUCCGCGCUAUCAAGUGAAGGGUUGAUUGAAGCGCUUUAUGUUGCUUGCACUAUUCAUUGGUACUUGGGAUACUAUUGGAUAGUGAAUAUAAUGGCUUCAACAGGUACAAGGUAGGAAAAUUCUGCUGUCCUAUAGUGAUUAAAUGGUUCCGCAUCCAUGAGAGGGGCAUUGUUGUACAUAGGCCAAGUUCAUUUUGGUAGCUUGUAAUAGAGUGGCUGUAUAUUUACGGCUCGACAAGCAAAUUUGAGGGCAGAUGCAGGGAAAGCUUUUAGGUAUUUCUAUAGUUAGGCUGCAUUUUAAGUAAAGAAUACUAUGAUUGAAAUUUUAUGCAAAUAAUAGCGAGCAGUUUAAUUCCACAA
Messenger RNA from Coffea arabica (coffee), 4148 nucleotides. Its product is annotated as DExH-box ATP-dependent RNA helicase DExH3. NCBI's taxonomy places the organism in Eukaryota, Viridiplantae, Streptophyta, Magnoliopsida, Gentianales, Rubiaceae. Gene Ontology annotation, molecular function: helicase activity; RNA binding; ATP binding. The record is from RefSeq and is a predicted model, not a curated record. Gene Ontology annotation, cellular component: nucleus; intracellular anatomical structure.